UGGAGAUAAAUGGAGAAACGCAUAUUUCCACGACGUGGUUGACAAGGCCGUUUUCGUUAAAUUAUCUUAAGCAUGAACUACAUGUAUCAACUUAGUUGGACUCUGGUUAUCGCUAGUGAACAUACAAUUCCAUUAUCUCGAAUUCCUUGGAAAGCCGAAUGUAUUAUUUUUAGAUUAUCGCUUAGGUAUUUAAAUACUAGCAGGUCUCAGAAACUGUCCAGUGAUUCUUAGUCAGUGAAUUCAGGUAAAUAAAAAUGUACAUUCCUUAUGUCGAUGCUCUCAAAGGUUUUCUGAAUAAUGCUUUUCAAGACAAAGAACCAUGGCAAAUCGUGACGAUAACAUCGACUACUGUCUUUACAAUUAUUUGGCUUCGAGAUUUUAUAUUUCAAGAUGAAAGUCUUAUGGAACGAGGAAAAAAGCAGAUAUUUAAAUGGGGACGCUAUAUUCCUGCUAUUAAAAAUAAAGUGGAUAAGGAAUUAGAUGUUCUAAACAGAACGUUUCAGGAACAAGCUAUGCAAAGGGUUAAAGGUAUCCCAUUUAUUACGAAACUUCCAUCAGAAGGUCUUGGCUCGGCUGAAAUCGUUUCCCUUGUUAAGACAUCUGUACACUUAGGUGAUUAUGAUUGGCAUGGUGGUAAAGUAUCAGGAACUGUGUAUAGAGAUGAUGGUGUGCUCCAGAAUCUUAUUGCAGACGUUUAUAGGAUUGCAUCUUAUACAAACCCUUUGCAUGCUGAUGUAUUCCCAGGAAUUUGUAAAAUGGAAGCAGAAGUGGUUCGGGCAACCUGUUACUUAUUUAAUGGUAAUGCUGACUCUUGUGGAACGAUGACAACUGGUGGCACAGAAUCCAUUCUCCUUGCAUGUAAAGCAUACAGAGAUUAUGCAAAAGAAGUGAAAGGCAUUACACGUCCGAACCUGGUCAUGCCAGUAACGGCACAUUCCGCCUUUGAUAAAGCUGCUCAAUAUUUAAAAAUCAAGAUACUAACAGUUCCUGUCAAUCCCCAUAGUUAUACAGUUAGCAUCGCAGCUAUGAAACGUGCAAUAAACAAAAAUACUAUAAUGCUUGUAGGAUCUGCACCAAAUUUUCCAUACGGCACAAUGGACAAUAUUGAAGCCAUCUCAGAAUUAGGAAAGCGUUACAACAUUCCAGUACACGUGGAUGCCUGUUUAGGAGGGUUCUUAAUUUGUUUUAUGUCCAAAUUGGGAUACAAAAUUGGAGAAUUUGACUUUAGGUUACCAGGAGUUACCAGUAUUUCUGCAGAUACGCAUAAGUAUGGAUAUGCUCCAAAAGGAUCUUCGGUAAUCCUGUAUAGGAGUAAGAAAUACAGACAUCACCAAUUUACUACGACAACAGAUUGGCCCGGUGGUAUUUAUGGUUCUCCAACUGUGAAUGGUUCACGUGCUGGUGGCAUAAUUGCUGCUUGUUGGGCAACUAUGAUGUUCUUUGGAUACGAUGGUUACUUACAAGCUACUAAAAAAAUAGUAGAUACUACUAGAUAUAUAGAAGAAGAAUUGAGAAAGAUGGAUGGCAUAUUUAUUUUUGGAACGCCGGCUACUUCUGUGAUAGCGCUGGGUUCAACACAGUUCGAUAUUUACCGAUUGUGUGAUGCUCUGAAUUUAAAAGGCUGGAAUCUCAAUACGUUACAAUUUCCGAGUGGUAUUCAUAUAUGUGUUACGCAUGUUCACACAGGACCAGGGAUCGCCGAUGAAUUCUUGAAUGAUGUAAGAGUUGCAUUAGUAGAAAUUCUCCGUCUUCCGCAGGAAGCAGCCAAAGGAAAGUAUGCUGUUUACGGGGUGAGCCAAACACUUCUCGAUCGAAGUUUGGUUAGUGACAUCACGAGAUACUUUUUAGAUGCAGUAUAUUACACUCCUGAAACUGACAACUAAGAAUCAUGAAAAAUGUUACUUAUUCAUUAGAAAAUUACUACUGUCUACAAAACGUCCAUUUAUUGGAGUUAUCGAAUUAGACAUGACUAAUCAUUUGAGCUUCCAUUUAAAGUAGUGUAUAUAUUUGUACACGUGUAUGUACUUCCCAGACAAUUUUUCUGUUUCAUAUUGAAACACUACAAAAUAUAUUUCAAAAAAUAUUUAUACAGGUACAAUGCAAAUAUUGCUCAAUGAUUAUCAUAAGACUUAGGAUUCGAUGAUUACAAUAAGAUUUUUGAUGUACAAUUUUCAUACAAAUUUUGGUGAAACGGUAAUCACUUAUAUGAUAUAUUAUAAAUGGAUGUGAUCAUUUUAUAACGUGCGUGUAUGCAUAUAAAACUACUACAUAUAGAUUAUGUAUACCUUGAA
This is a messenger RNA of Orussus abietinus, 2291 nucleotides long. RefSeq names its product sphingosine-1-phosphate lyase (gene Sply). The record is from RefSeq and is a predicted model, not a curated record. NCBI's taxonomy places the organism in Eukaryota, Metazoa, Arthropoda, Insecta, Hymenoptera, Orussidae. Gene Ontology annotation, molecular function: pyridoxal phosphate binding; sphinganine-1-phosphate aldolase activity. Gene Ontology annotation, biological process: carboxylic acid metabolic process; sphingolipid catabolic process. The coding region runs from base 255 to 1883 and encodes 542 amino acids. Gene Ontology annotation, cellular component: endoplasmic reticulum. The transcript has 9 exons.